UGCACAGAGCAAGAGAGGAGAGAGACGGAGCGCACGCACUGCUCUCUGCUGCCGGCGGACGACACGGACAGAAGCACCCGGAGGCCAGCGCUUAAUCCAGAUAAGUCUGGUCAGUGCGUGAGAAACUGGGCCGGUGUGGACACUUCUCUACGUCGCUUUUUUUACUUUACAUUAUUAUUUCAUUAUUAGCUUUUUGUUAUGGAGAGAGUGACCGCAGCGGCAAAGAGAGUCAGAUGGACCCACUUACCCUGGACACUCUGACAUAAAAGAGCAGCCACACGUUUCAGGCAUCACUGAGGAGAAAGGACAGUGCGUUAUUUAAGGAUUUUAUUUGUGAAGUAAAUAAACAGUCGAGACUUUUAACAGCCCGGGACUUUUACUGUAAGUCGGACUGAACUUCUACUUGGAGGCAAGCAAAGCAUAAACAGAGGCGCAUUUAGAGGAAAGGCGACGGCUAGUGCAGCCAUGGAGGUCGCAGCAGCAGAUCAGUCUCGGUGGAUGGCGCACCAUCAUGCUGUGCUGAACGGCCAGCACCCGGACUCUCACCACCACAGUCUGGGCCACAACUACAUGGAGCCCAUGGCGCCUUUGCUGCCCCAGGACGAAGUUGACAUGUUUCUGAACCACUUGGACUCUCAAGGGAACCCAUACUACACCAACUCCAGAGCAAGGGUCACGUACAGCCAAGCACACGCUCGUCUAACUGGGAAUCAGGUUUGCCGACCGCACCUCAUCCACAGCCCCGGUAUUCCCUGGCUGGACCCCGGGAAAGCAGCUUUGUCAGCUGCGCACCACCAUAACGCAUGGGCGGUCGGCCACUUCAGCAAACCCGGCCUUCACCCCGCCGGCUCCGGCUACCCUUGCAGCAGCAGCGCCGGCACAGCUUCCGUGUCUUCGCUCACUCCAGCGUCCCACUCUAGCCCGCACCUCUACAGCUUCCCCCCUACCCCUCCGAAAGACGUGUCCCCGGACCCGGGCCCUACCUCUCCGGCUUCCACCUCGACAAGGAUGGACGAGAAAGAGUCGAUCAAGUACCAGGUGCCGCUGACUGACAGCAUGAAAAUGGAGAGCUGCAGUCCGCUCCGCAGCGGCCUGGCUUCGAUGAACAGCCAGGCUCCUGCCACGCAUCACCCCAUCCCGACUUACCCGGCCUACUCUCUGCCCACACCGCAUGAGUACAGCGGCAGUCUCUUCCAUCCCGGCAGCCUGCUUGGCGGGUCCUCCUCCAGCUUUACGCCCAAAUGCAAAAGCAAAGCCAGGUCGAGCUCAGAACUAUAUGCAGAGGGUCGUGAAUGUGUAAACUGCGGUGCAACGUCUACCCCUUUGUGGCGGCGGGAUGGCACUGGCCACUACUUGUGCAACGCCUGUGGACUUUACCACAAGAUGAACGGCCAGAACCGACCACUUAUCAAGCCCAAAAGGAGACUGUCCGCAGCUAGACGUGCAGGCACCUGCUGUGCAAACUGUCAGACAACCACCACCACCUUGUGGAGGCGCAACGGGAACGGAGACCCGGUGUGUAAUGCCUGCGGCCUUUACUUUAAACUGCACAAUAUCAACAGACCCUUGACCAUGAAGAAAGAAGGCAUCCAGACACGCAACCGCAAGAUGUCCAGCAAGUCCAAGAGGAACAAACGAAUAGGGGACGGCUUUGACGAGCUGUCCAAGUGCAUGCAGGACAAGGCCUCUCCCUUUGGCACAGCACCCGGCCUUACCAGCCACAUGACCCACAUGGGUCACCUCCCCCACUUCAGCCACUCAGGACACAUGCUGCCCACUCCCACGCCUAUUCACCCUUCAUUUGGUCACCCCCACCACUCCAAUCGCUCGCCAGUCUGGGCUGAGCCUCACUGAGGCCCCUCCAGACCCAGAAACCCUUUCGCCUGUAGGCGCUACCACAUUGCCAUAAACACUAAAUGGCCUCCACAUCACUCCAAAGCCUGAGCAGCUUGCUUCGUGUACAGUGAUUGGAGGGAAGAGACUUUGAAUAACUGAGGGUCGCGUCAUGCUUGGCCUCACUGAUGGGAUGCUGCACAGAGCAAGACUUUAGUGGAGUCUGUGAAGAGCUAAUGUGAUGAGGGGUUUGCUAGUCCCUAGGUGACUGGGGCUAGCAGGAAUGGAGUGAAUGGAGAUGCUUGUCAUUCUUCUUGCUUAUUUUUACUAAGUCACUUUGGUACCCACCUCUCACUAACCCUGAAACAGGAGACUCCAGAGAGGUCUUAAAAAGAACCGCUGUUUUCACCUCAUGACCAUAUUGUUAUAGUCUGAGAUACAUGCACCCUGUCCAUCCCCAAGCUGUUGUCCACAACUGCUAUGGACAGACAAACAGACUCCUCAGAGCUGGAAGUCUUGGUUCUGGCUGAAAACAGACGCCUACACAACCAUGCAGCUCUGUUACCAACCAGUCAGACUAACAGUACCAAGAGACCAGUGCUCUCCUCACAUGCUGGAUUGUACACCACCACAAUGCUCACCUGUUUUUUUUAUAACAGAGUUUUAUGGAAAAAAGAAAAGAAAAGGAAAAAAAAUACAACAUAGUAAAUAGAGUGUUUAUAAAUGCUUAAUUGUUGUUAUAUUUGAUGUUAUAAUUAUUGCUACAAUAAUUUAUUUUCACUUUAAGCUUUCAUUGGACACACAUGGAAACGUAGGAUUUUAAUUUCAUGCUUAUUACGUAAAAGAACACUGACCUGUCUAAGAUGAACAUUCCCUGACUCCCUGUACGUUUUUAUCAUUUUUCCAUCUCACAAUGAAAAAAAAAUAAAAUAAAGUUUAAUACUCAA
Molecule: messenger RNA, 2780 nt
Organism: Melanotaenia boesemani (Boeseman's rainbowfish)
Lineage: Eukaryota; Metazoa; Chordata; Actinopteri; Atheriniformes; Melanotaeniidae
Gene: gata2a
Product: GATA binding protein 2a
Exons: 6
Coding region: 466-1854 (462 amino acids)
Biological process (GO): negative regulation of transcription by RNA polymerase II; positive regulation of miRNA transcription; cell fate commitment
Cellular component (GO): nucleus
Molecular function (GO): DNA-binding transcription factor activity, RNA polymerase II-specific; zinc ion binding; RNA polymerase II cis-regulatory region sequence-specific DNA binding
Source: RefSeq, a predicted model, not a curated record